AGAUGGCCGUAGACGCAAGGAGCGCCGCGAUCGCGCUAACGGUUCGGCCACGCGCCUUCGAGGCUCCGCGCCGCGGCCUUUCGAUUUCUGAUCGACGGGAAACUGUUGGUUUACGGGCGCUCUCCUUCGACGAGGACAUGUUUCCGUCGGCCGUGCUCGGUUGAAACACACGGUACCAGUACCAGUACGAAUUUUCCCGUCGGUCGACAAACUGCCGCGCGUACGUUGCUCGGGAGAGCGUACGAUACUCGCUUGUCCGCUUUCUCCUGUAUGUCGUCAAUGGCACGGGAUGGGGGUAAUAGUCAGAAAAUCGCAGAUGCUUGUUCGCGCGACCCGCGAUCUUCUCGUCUUCCGUUUUCCGUCUUCCGUCGCUCGUCGUCGCCAUCGGCGGUCGUUGUUUUCGCUCGCCCGUCGGUUGUUCGUCGGUCGGUCAUCCGUCGGUCGGUCGGUCGGUCGGUCGUCGUCCGUCGGCCGUUUGGUAUCGAGGAUCGGCGGUCAUCGAGCGUCGAGCGUCGCGAGCAUCGAGGAUCGAGGAUCGAACAUCGAGCAUCGAGCAUCGAGCGACGAGCGUGUCGGGCAUAUCGUUCGGUCGUGGUUCUACAUAUUCCCGUACGUCCCGAGCCCCUCGGUUAGCAUGUUAGCAGUUCUCGCGCAGCUCUCGAGUUCCGCGUCUGCCGUCCGCCGUCGCCUCUCGCUCCGAUUAUCGCUUGACACGCGCGAGCCGAGACUUUUGCCAGUGGGGAGGCGCCACGCUGGAAAGCAAACCUCGACAACGACGUUCUCCACGCGAUCGUGAUCGUGAUUCCGAUUUCGAUUCCCGAUCUCAAACGUAGUAAUCCCGGUUCCGCUCCCACUCCCGGUUCCCCGUUCCUACCACACGAUCCCUAAUCCCUUAUUCCUAGCCCGGUCCGGUUACCGGAUCGCGGAUCCCGCACGGUAUUCUUCAAAAAUUAAACGAGCUUGAUCGGUCCACGGCCAGUGGCGUCGCAACGUUGCGCUGCGCGCCACUCGUUCCGCGGGCGCUACCGCGAUCCCACGAUCUCGAGAAUGGAGGAAUCCGGAAUCGAUAUGGGAUUCGAUCUCGCCGCUAUCACGGCCGACUUGGAGCAUCGAGAAGCUGAUCUGUCCGGGCGGCGAUGCGAGCAGAAAUGCACCGGGAUUGGCUUCGAACGACUGUCGCACCUCCAAGGAAAUGAAUGUAACCCCGACAACGGCUGGGAAGAGACUUUAUCUUUUUUGCCGACGCCGAUGCAGGAUAUCAUGUAUUACGAAUUAAAGAGUAGGACGCCGAACACCGACAGUCCGCCGACGUUCAAGACUGCGACGCCCACCUCGCGCACGCAAUUGAAGCUCCAGCUGAUGCGAGAGCAGCAGCAGGAACAAGAAAGGCGGGAGGCAGAAUUUCGUCAGAGCUUGCAGCAGCAGAGGCCGGCAGCUGCUCCUCCCAGACCCGUACCCCCCGCGUCCCUUUCAACCAUCGGGGUGGACGUGCCGCCGCAGGUCUUGCAAGUGCGCACGCUGUUGGAGAACCCGACGCGUUAUCAUGUCGUUCAGAAGCAAAAGAAUCAGGUUCGACAGUAUCUGCACGAAUCGUUUCGCGGCGGUGCCGUCGAUUGCGCCGAAACCGAAAGCGUCCUUGGAAAAAACUCGGUCGAGACUGUAUCCACGUCCGGGCCACUGCUUGUCCAGAGUGCACCGCCCGGCCCGGCAGUGCAUCAUUCUAAACCGCAGCACCCUCAUCUGGCAUCGUAUCCGCACCCGCAGCCGCAACUGCAGCAGCAACAGCAACAGGAUCAGCAACAGCAUCAACAACAACAUCAGCAACAACAUCAGCAACAGCAUCAGCAACAGCACCAGCACCAGCAGCAUCAACAGCAGCUGCAACAGCAACAACAACAACAGCAACAGCAAUCACAACCGCACCCACACGCGCACCCACACGCGGCUGCGGCCGCGGUACUGUCGCAUGGCAAUUCGGUUACGGCCAGCCCGGAUCCUACAUCCGGCGGCAUGUCCCCGGGUCUUUCCAGUGUCGCCACUAGCAAUUCCGAGACGGAGGAUCUGCUCGACGAUAUCCUGUCGUUCGAGGGCGGAUCGCUGGGCGACAGCUUAAAGGACGGCCAACCAGGAAGCCUGUCGAGUAUCCCGGAGCUGCAAAUCAAACCGGAGCCGUUGUUGCUCACCGAGGCGGAAAUCCAUGCGCUCGCGAAGGAUCGACAAAAGAAAGACAAUCAUAAUAUGAUUGAGAGGCGACGACGUUUCAACAUCAACGACAGGAUCAAAGAGCUCGGCACCCUUCUGCCGAAAACCAACGAUCCAUAUUACGAGAUCGUUCGCGACGUCAGGCCGAACAAAGGUACGAUCCUGAAGUCGUCGGUCGAGUACAUAAAGCUUCUGAAGAACGAGGUGACGAGAAUGAAGCAGCACGAGCUCAGGCACAAGCAGCUGGAGCACCAGAAUCGUCGGCUGCUCUUACGAGUGCAGGAACUGGAGCUUCAGGCGAAGGCCCACGGAUUACCGGUCUCCGACUUCAAUUGGGCUUCGACUUCCAGCAGUGUGCUGAACGCCUUCUCGCGGAGCAAGCUCGAGCAUCGCAAGAUUCCGGAUCUCGUCGCGGAAGAGGCUACGAGUUUGAGCAUGUCGCAGCUCGAAGACCUGAUGGAGGACGACGCGAGCGGCCCGAUCCACAGCGGCGACCCGAUGCUGUCCUCGCCGCUUCUUGCUCCUCUGAGUCCGCCAGCUUCGGGAUGCCAGCACGGCCUGCCGGACGAAGAUACCCUCGGCAGUUUGGCCUCGACCACGCCCAAUUCUUCCUCCGACAUGGACAUCGUCGCGUAGCGAAACGGGAAAAGGGAAAAGCGAAAAGCGAAAGGCGGAAAGCGGAAAGCGAAAGGCGGAAAGCGAAAAGCAAAAAGCGAAAAGCAAUAAGCAUAAAGCGAAAUGCGACAAGGGAAAAACGAUAAUCGCGCUCGCCCGGCGGCAUCGUGUCGUUCGUAACUCGUGAUCUGCUUCUUCCUCGAACACAAGAAUCAGCUCGUAUUUUACGGAUCGGUUGCCACAAGAUCGUCCCACCAUGAACACCAUUUACCACGAAUGUUACCAUGAACGUUACCAUGAACUUCUAUUUCUCUCUGUCUCUCUCUCUCUCUCUCUCUCUCUCUCUCUCUCUCGUUUUCGUUCUUUUCUUCUUUCCUCUCCUUCUCUUUUCUUCUGCUUUCGCCCUGUCCCUUUUAGUCUUCUAACGGCUGGCCGUUACGUACAAGACGUUAAGGAAACGAGUACCAAUCUUUCGACCGUUUAGCUCUCAUCGACGACCCUGAUUCCUAAGGUGAUUAUUCUUACAUUUGACCCAUCUCUGCGAACCCGGUGGGAAACGCUGCGGUUUCCCCCGUCUCCGAGCGUCGCGCGGCGGCAUGGCCGUCGAACUCCAGGAUCGUUUCGCGAUCAGAAAUUACUCGCGGACCUCGCGCAACGGCAACAACGAAAUUUUCCGGCACGAGUACUCGCGCGGGUCGCGUGUACCUCGAGGGAAAUGCACACGCGUAUCUGUCGGACCAAACACUGUCUCGUCUCGUUUCGUUUCGUCGAGAAUACUCGUGAGACUAUGUAUUUCGCUUUGGAGACGAGUUCGUUCGCUAUCAACUAUUACAGUAAAUAGAAGAAUAUAUAUAUAUAUAUAUAUAUAUAUAUGUAUAUGUAUAUCUUCAUGUUUUACGAAUCGUUUUGACCGAGAACACGAGUCUCGUCGCUGAGAGAGGCCUGUGCGCGUGCAGGUACCUCUCUCGUAUCUGUUUCAACGUUCGUUCGCACGUUGUCGCCAUACGGUUUCGUAGUUUUCUUGUCCUUCGUCGAUCGGUUUCGGUGCUCUCGCUUUCCUUCGCCGAGAUUUUCAAGCGAGAGAGACCGAAACAACGCGCGAUUGUCGCGAUCGGGAUCGAUAAAUACGGACAAGCAUUCGUUUCUUAAUUCCCGCCUCUUCUCGGACGAGUCGCGGAGAUCAUCCGUGUGUCCCGAAUCUCGUGAAACGCGUGCCACGAGCUCUUGAGAUGUUCAAGAGAGUCAGAUUUGUAUUCGUCGUUGCGCGGAACGGUAGCUGCAAAACGUGGAGAAAGCUGGCCGGCGAUGCGAGAAACAAGGAGGCGAUAGGAAACGCGUGAAACGUUAGUAAAGGAGAGGCAUUCCAACAAGGAACAAAUGUAUUCGCAGACGGCAUAGCGAGUGCCCGCGUUCAAAUUGUACGCGCGAGCACGCGCACGUAGACAUGUAAGUAGGCAUAUAAGUAGGCGUAAGUAGACGUGUACAAGUGUACAAGCGUACAAUCAUACUUACAUGUACGAGAACGUUACGGACUAUGUUUCGAAAAGUAUUUUAUGUCGGAAUCGGUGGCGAACUCGCUCUUUACUCUUCGAGUUUUCGUUUCGUGUGUCCCGGCGCGAUUUCUUCGCCCCUUUCGAACACGCGCGUGGUUCGACGUUUACCUCGAAAGGAGAGGAAAUCGUUUCGCGACCCUGAUCUCCGCGCGGAUGUUACCACCGGUUUCCUCGUUUUAACCGUGCGGUUGCAACUCGCGACUCGCACAAUCUGCAUCUUGCAACGCGCAAUUUGCAACUGUAAUCGACACGACUUACCUCGUUCAUGCGUGUAAUUUGUUCAUUGUUAUCCGCGUAAUCCGGUCGAAUGUCCUGUAACUCGGCCGGCCGGUGCCGCGAGAAACUACAAAGUAUAUAAAGACACGUUACAGAAAGACA
Messenger RNA from Megalopta genalis, 4748 nucleotides. It is a transcript of the gene Mitf, whose product is annotated as transcription factor Mitf. Lineage: Eukaryota; Metazoa; Arthropoda; Insecta; Hymenoptera; Halictidae. Gene Ontology annotation, cellular component: nucleus. Gene Ontology annotation, biological process: regulation of transcription by RNA polymerase II. The record is from RefSeq and is a predicted model, not a curated record. Gene Ontology annotation, molecular function: protein dimerization activity; DNA-binding transcription factor activity, RNA polymerase II-specific; RNA polymerase II cis-regulatory region sequence-specific DNA binding.